AAAGUGCUGAGAUUACAGGCAUGAGCCACCAUCCCCAGCCUUCUCUCUUCUUAAUAAUGGCUUUCUAUGUCUUUUGCUUCGCUGAUACCCUCACUCUGUUUCUCUAUGACUCUCCUAUUCCAUUGUUAUCUUUAUUGCUUUUUCUUUCUGCUCAUCUGUUUAUCACCCGCUGGCUACUUGCCUUGCUCUCUCUAUUCUCUGUCUCUGUCCCUGUUUCUUCUGUUUCAAGGUCAGUGGUUCUCUGUCUCUAUCUCUCUGUUUCUGCCUCUCCAUCUGUCUUUUGUUUCCCUUGCAUGCAGGGCCCUAGCCUGUGGAUCAUGGCAAAUUUGAGCCAGCCCUCCGAAUUUGUCCUCUCGGGCUUCUCCUCCUUCGGUGAGCUGCAGGCUCUUCUGUAUGGCCCCUUCCUCAUGCUUUAUCUUCUUGCCUUCAUGGGAAACACCAUCAUUAUAGUUAUGGUCAUAGCUGACACCCACCUACAUACACCCAUGUACUUCUUCCUGGCCAAUUUUUCCCUGCUGGAGAUCUUGGUAACCAUGACUGCAGUGCCCAGGAUGCUCUCAGACCUGCUGGUCCCCCACAAAGUCAUUACCUUCACUGGCUGCAUGGUCCAGUUCUACUUCUACUUUUCCCUGGGUUCCACCUCCUUCCUCAUCCUGACAGACAUGGCCCUUGACCGCUUUGUGGCCAUCUGCCACCCACUGCGCUAUGGCACUCUGAUGAGCCGGGCUGUGUGUGUCCAGCUGGCUGGGGCUGCCUGGUCAGCUCCUUUCCUAGCCAUGGUACCUACUGUCCUCUCCCGAGCUCAUCUUGAUUACUGCCAUGGCAACGUCAUUAACCACUUCUUCUGUGACAGUGCACCUCUCCUGCAGUUGUCCUGCUCUGACACUCGCCUAUUGGAAUUCUGGGACUUUCUGAUGGCCUUGGCCUUUGUCCUCAGCUCCUUCCUGGUGACCCUCAUCUCCUAUGGCUACAUAGUGACCACCGUGCUGCGGAUCCCCUCUGCCAGCAGCCGCCGGAAGACUUUCUCCACCUGCGGGUCUCACCUCACACUGGUCUUCAUUGGCUACAGUAGUACUAUCUUUCUGUAUGUCAGGCCUGGCAAAGCUCACUCUGUGCAAGUCAGGAAGGUCGUGGCCUUGGUGACUUCAGUUCUCACCCCCUUCCUCAAUCCCUUUAUCCUUACCUUCCGCAAUGAGACAGUUAAAACAGUGCUACAGGGGCAGAUGCAGAGGCUGAAAGGUCUUUGCAAGGCACAGUGAUGAGCCUGGGGCCCGGAGGGACCUGGCCUGCCUCCAUCGAGCAGUUCCGUGGGGAGGGAGACCUCCAGUGAGUGGGAAGACCACUGUUGAGUUUCUUUAGUUUUUUUCCUCUGAGCAAUAACUACAGUGAGCCCUCAGUGCUGCACUGUCUGGCCCAAAGCUCUUAUGGGCCACCAUGGAAGUGUUCCCUACAUCCCCUGGCAGCCGUAAGAACUCUGAGAGUAGCCCAGAGCUUUCAGUAAAGGGAAGUGCAUGUGCUUUACAUUUAAGGAAGAGUAGCCAAGAAGUGCUCUCUGAUCAAGAGGUAGUAUCCAGUCCCAGUAUAUGUGCAUGGAUGUGUAUGUGUGUACAUAUGUGUGCAUGUGUGUGCAUGUUCGGGGCGUGCUUCUCUAUCACAGUAUGCACCAUUGCUGAGUGUAUGCACCAUAAGUGCUUGGGCUACAUGGAAUCAAGGGAAGAAGCAAAACUUACCAAAAACAAACUGAUUGUUUUUUAAUGUGUGUGUGAGUGUUGUGGGGAGGGCUGGGUCCUUGUAUGAUUAUUCAUCCAUUCAUUCAUUUCAUCAAUAUUGAGUAGGCUGUGUAUGUCAGGCACUGGAACAGGUAGAGGGUAAGAAGGUAAAAAAGGCAUAAAUGGUUCUUCGCCUGACAAAGCUCUUGGCCUAAGGAAGGAAAGAGUGAUAAAUAGCUGUUUCCAGCACAGUAGGGAAAGUGCAACAGUGGAUUCACAGAAGGUUUUAUGAGCAUACAGGAGAGCAACACUGAGACCAGGCAGGGGCUGAAUGACGGCUUCCUGAUGAGAUGACACCUGAGUAGCACAUUGACUAUAAGGUGGACACUGUGAGAGUGCAAUUCAUCAGGUAUCUUUGCAUCAGAGAAAGAUGAAACAGAGGGAAAUUAAAACAAGAUAAAUCUCCACUAAUGAGGAAUUAUGUGGUUUCCAGAGAGGAAACACUCAGAGUUUUAGAAAGAUAAAAAAAACUUUGCUCCUGUAUGGUUAGAAAUAUUCAUUUGCCUAAAGGCAAGGGAUUGUAAUAAACUUAGUCAAUUCAUUUAUUCAGUCAUUAUAUAUCCUAUUUUACACACAUAUAUAUUAUAUUGUACAUUACAUAAAAUAUGAACAUUAUAUUACAUUCACAUACAUGUGGGUAUAAAAUUCUUGAAAGUCUAUUAUGUCCCAUGCUGCCUUUGGAGUCAAAUAUCAGUUCCACUGUCCUCCCUCCUCCAACUAUAGCUGGAAAUUUAAAAAAUCUUCCAGUUACUUUGACCUCAGGAUCAUGGUGUUCCCUUAGCUUUCUCCUACGCAGAAUUUUCUAAAGUAUCCCCAGUUUAAGUUGUUCUGACACAUUGUUUCUGUAAAUACACUUUAAUUUACCAAACUCUAUUUCCCAAUUUGUAAUAUAUAAGCUACAAUCAGGAGUUUAUUCAUAGCUACACUUACUUGAAAACAAUAAAACUACUAAUUUAUCACACAUGUCGAGCAUUUAAAAAAUCCACUAUGUGGAAAUGAAUGAGGUAGGCUCAUCUGGAGCUUGGGAGAUGUGGCUUGCUUGCCAGCCCGUUGGGUCUCCUUGUGACCUCCUCUUACCCCAAGUUAACUCCUUCCUAAACAAGGCACCCCUUUCUCUGGCUUUCUGAAAGUGUCUUUCUUUCUUGCUGAGAUACCCCUCAGCCAAGUCAGAGGGUCUUUUUACGUUCCUAGUUUCAGUUUCUGGACCAAAAUUUCUGCUCGUUCUUUAAUUACAUAACAGAGCAAUGACUCUGGUGUUUGCAAUUGCUGUUGAAUGAAUUGAUGUUUUUUUCCUCUGUUUAUUCUCUGCUUGCUACCUAGAAAAGUAAGUAUUUGUAGAGUAAAUGAAAGAAGGAUGAGUAAAUUAAGAAUAAUUCUACUAACAAUAUCUUACUUUUGUAUACUUUUCAUACUUUACGAACCACUUUUACAUAUAUUUUCCAUUUGGUUUUUACCCUCAUAGUAAUUCAAUUAAAUAAAGAUUCACUGAUCACCCAUCAUGAACCAAACACUCCACUCAGCAGUGGCUAUUAAAGAUGAAAGAAAUGUGGAGUCUGACCUCAAGGGGUUCCCUGUACUGAGAGAAAUUUAAAAAUAUGGUUAAUUUCAAUAAGCUGUUUUCCUAUGGAGUGUAUGAGAGCUCAGAAGGAAAAUUUCUGAUUCUGAAACUGCAGCAAGCAGUGUUCCUGGCCCGCUUUAGAGGGAAAGGGAAACACGGUUGAGGGGAAGAAUGAGUUGGUCAAAGAAAUGGCAGAACUGACAGCAGGAUCUGGUUCUUCAGACCUUUUUUUCCAUCUCCCCAUCUUUGGAAUUUUCUUCUUCCAUCUGAAUUAAAAGUUGGGUUAAUUCAAAGUUGGAACCUCCAGGGUCUGAAGCUGCUCAGUUUUGCCUCCUCUGGACCCUUACUGAUCACAUAUCUAUCAAGUUUCUACAAGUUUGUAGACUUGUAAUGGCAACAAUUCUAGUAACCCCUUCCUCACAGUAAUUGCACAUUUAGUAUCUAUCACUUGAGAGAAACACAUAUUGGCAGAAAGCAAGUAUAGAUUCAAUGUUACUUUUAAAGAUUUGUGUUUCAAUAUCAAAGGCAUAGAAGCAACCCAGAUGCCCAUCAAUGGUGGACUGGAUAAAGAAAAUGUGGUACAUAUACACCAUGGAAGACU
Molecule: messenger RNA, 3928 nt
Organism: Cercocebus atys (sooty mangabey)
Lineage: Eukaryota; Metazoa; Chordata; Mammalia; Primates; Cercopithecidae
Product: olfactory receptor 6V1
Exons: 1
Coding region: 21-1259 (412 amino acids)
Biological process (GO): G protein-coupled receptor signaling pathway
Cellular component (GO): membrane
Molecular function (GO): G protein-coupled receptor activity; olfactory receptor activity
Source: RefSeq, a predicted model, not a curated record